Molecule: messenger RNA, 729 nt
Organism: Trematosphaeria pertusa
Lineage: Eukaryota; Fungi; Ascomycota; Dothideomycetes; Pleosporales; Trematosphaeriaceae
Exons: 1
Coding region: 123-626 (167 amino acids)
Source: RefSeq, a predicted model, not a curated record
AGCCCUGCGCUCUUUGCUGGGCGAGUGGGCUGUCCGUGUGGAGAUUUGCUCGCCUUGGCGGCGAGGGUGUGGGACAGGGCCAUUAAUAGCCGCAAUCCUGUGUGCGGAGAGACUGCACCCCGAUGCUUACGGCCCAGCGAUGCUCUUCUGAUAUUCCUCAGCGGACGAAUCAGCGCGCCGAAGACCGGUUUCAGCGCCUUUGGAUUCUGAAUUUCUCAUCUCCACGCUGCACCGGACGUACCGUCGUGUCGUCGCCCAGCAGGAGCAACGUUCGACGUCGUUGCCGACGUCUCUCUCUGCAUGGCAUCCCCGCUGCAGCAGCUGCAGGAGGACCAGUCUGCCGCGCUUUGCACCUGUCCAAUAAUCGACUCCACCAAUGGCCCUCAAUUGCCGCAGGGUCGGGCAUUAUCCAUGGGCUGCAGGGGCAGCAGCAGUCGCACGCCCGCUUGCCAGCCAAGCGGUCCCCGACAGCUGCAUCGCGACGUCGAUUCGGCGUCGCUGCCCUCCCCCUUCACCCUCUUAAUCAUCCUUCAUGGUUCGUCGCGCAUCUGCUGCGUCGCGAUGACCGCACCACUGGCAGUCGCUUUGGGACAGGCCGUGAUCCUUCGGCGGUAAGCGGCAGGUAGUGCGCGGGUGCAGGAAGGCUGAGCGCGCUCGUUCUGCCCAUUCACGCAUGCCGCUAUUUUCGGGCGUGACGGCUCACGCUUGCUCGUCCACCGCAACUCCCAA